UCCACCAUGGAAGAGCCACUGGAUGCUUACUCUUCAUCCCCUCUGGCAAAUGAGUCGACAGAAUUCAAGUCCAAGAAAAUUCAGGAAGUAAAAGUUGCAAAUGAAAGCAAGAGAAAGGUUAAAAAUGGUGAAAUUGAGGGGAAACAUCCAACAUAUAGGGGAGUGAGAAUGCGUCAAUGGGGCAAAUGGGUAUCUGAAAUCAGGGAACCGAGGAAGAAGUCAAGAAUUUGGCUAGGCACAUUUCCUACAGCUGAAAUGGCAGCUCGAGCACAUGAUGUAGCAGCACUUGCGAUUAAAGGCAAGUCAGCUUAUCUUAAUUUCCCUGAGAUAGCUCAUGAGCUUCCCCGUCCAGUUAGUGCAUCACCAAAGGAUAUCCAAGCUGCUGCUGCUAAAGCAGCUGCCUUAAGCAACACGAAAAGCCAUGAAUUUGAAGAAGAGUUGAGCCAGAUCGAUCAAAUGGUUCCACGUUCUCCAGGAAGCAUAGUCACAUCUCAUGACACUCCAGAGUCUUCAAGCUCACCUUCAAUCAGUAAUGAUGAUGCAUUUAUUGACCUUCCAGAUCUUUUGCUGGACAUGAACCAUCAGAUUGAUGAGUUCUGGGGCUCAUUGUCAUGGCAGCUGGCUGCAACUGAUGAUCCUGUUGAAAAUGGGUUUAGAUACGAGGAGCCUCGCCUUUGGGAACACUUGUUAAGUUGUGUGGAAUCUAAUUAUUAUCCUAACAUUGAUUGUUUUUAUGCAAAAUGAAUACGUGAAUCUACCUUGUAAUAUCUCUUUUUUCUUAAUGAAAAUUUUGAUAACU
Durio zibethinus is the source of this 799-nucleotide messenger RNA. Its product is annotated as ethylene-responsive transcription factor ERF039-like. NCBI's taxonomy places the organism in Eukaryota, Viridiplantae, Streptophyta, Magnoliopsida, Malvales, Malvaceae. Gene Ontology annotation, molecular function: DNA-binding transcription factor activity; DNA binding. Gene Ontology annotation, biological process: regulation of DNA-templated transcription. The record is from RefSeq and is a predicted model, not a curated record.